This is a messenger RNA of Vicia villosa (hairy vetch), 1170 nucleotides long. RefSeq lists its product as uncharacterized. The transcript has 3 exons. The coding region runs from base 1 to 1170 and encodes 389 amino acids. NCBI's taxonomy places the organism in Eukaryota, Viridiplantae, Streptophyta, Magnoliopsida, Fabales, Fabaceae. The record is from RefSeq and is a predicted model, not a curated record.
AUGGUAGAGAUUAGGGCUCAGAUGGGGACUAAUAUGGGUCCAUUUAUGGAAGCUAUUCAAGCCAUCGCCCAUGGACAAGAAGAGUUAAGGCAUCCUGUUCAGAGGCCAGAUGUUAUUGAUGAUCCAAGUGACGUUCAUCGAAAAGGUGUCAAUCUUAGCCAAGAGGUUCCUUUGAAUCAGAAUGUUAGAAACACUGUUCAAAAUCCUAUCAACGAGAUUCUACACCUUGAGAAUAUUUCUGUUUCGUCUUAUGAUACCUUUAAGUUCCCAACGGAUGAAGAUGUGGGUAAGUUUCGUCUUUUGGACAAGAGAUUAAAAGCUAUUGAGGAUCGUGAUUCCCUUGGUUUAGAUGCUGCUAGUUUAUGCUUGGUACCUGGUAUAAAGAUUCCUCCUAAGUUCAAAGUCCCCAAUUUUGAGAAGUACGAGGAUAGUCUUAGUGGGGCGUCUCUUGAAUGGUAUACCCAGCUUGAAAGGACCAACAUCCGAACUUGGAAAGAUCUAGCCAAAGACUUUUUCAAGCAUUACAAGCAUAACAGUGAUAUGGCUCCUACCAGAUUUCAACUUCAGGGUUUGACUCAGAAAGUUGAUGAGUCUUUUAGACAGUAUGCACAAAGAUGGAGAGAGCUAGCUUCCAGAGUUCAACCCCCCGUUUUGGAACGAGAACUUGUUGACAUGUUCAUGGGCACUUUGCAAGACCCCUAUAUGAGUCGGAUGGUUGGAUGUACCGCUUCUGAAUUCUCAGCCUUGGUUGUCAUAGGAGAAAGAAUUGAGAACGGUCUCAAGACUGGUAAGAUUCAGGAUGUUGCUACUACUUUUGAAUUCCCAGAGCAGGAUGAUGAAGAAACAAGUACAAUUUCUGAAGUUGAAGAAGAAGGUCAUGCUUAUUCUCCAGUUCAGAUCCCUUGUUAUCAGAUGACAGAAGUUACUCCUAAUCAGGAUGCUCCACAAAUUUGUGCUGCAACUAUUUUACUCGAACUUUCUUUAGUGGAAACCAAGCAGUUGGAUCCUGUUAUUCCUCCUUAUCCGGUGAAAUUUGAUCCCAACGUCAGAUGUGGUUACCAUGCUGGGGCACCUGGUCACUCAAUUGAAGACUGUAAGCCAUUCAGAGAUAAGGUACAAGACCUACUUGACUCGAAGACUAUUGUUUUCACACCAAACGGUCAGAAUUAA